This is a messenger RNA of Suillus paluster, 486 nucleotides long. RefSeq names its product acyl-CoA N-acyltransferase. The transcript is spliced from 6 exons. The coding region runs from base 1 to 486 and encodes 161 amino acids. The record is from RefSeq and is a predicted model, not a curated record. Gene Ontology annotation, cellular component: NatA complex. Gene Ontology annotation, biological process: N-terminal peptidyl-glutamic acid acetylation. Gene Ontology annotation, molecular function: protein N-terminal-serine acetyltransferase activity; protein-N-terminal-glutamate acetyltransferase activity. NCBI's taxonomy places the organism in Eukaryota, Fungi, Basidiomycota, Agaricomycetes, Boletales, Suillaceae.
AUGAAUGUCCGUGCAGUCAGGGUCGAAGAUCUUGCAGGUAUGCAAGCCUGCAAUCUGCACAACCUACCCGAGAACUACACAAUGAAAUACUAUCUAUAUCACGCGCUAUCAUGGCCUUCACUCUCGUAUGUGGCCGAGGAUCACAAUGGACGGAUUGUUGGUUAUAUUCUGGCAAAAAUGGAGGAAGUCGAGGAGCAAGAGGGCCAACCUGUGACUGACCAUGUUCCUCAUGGGCACGUCACUUCAAUAUCUGUCAUGAGAUCAUACCGUCGACUUGGGCUAGCCAAAAAAUUGAUGCUUCAAUCACAGGAGGCGAUGAGCAGCAUCUACCGUGCGGCAUUCGUCUCUCUCCAUGUCCGCAAGUCGAAUCGUGCGGCACUAAGUCUGUAUCGCGACACGCUUGGAUUUACUGUCAAGAACAUCGAAGAAAAGUACUAUGCCGAUGGAGAAGACGCGUAUGCUAUGCAGCUCACAUUCCAGCAAUAA